Molecule: messenger RNA, 2223 nt
Organism: Penicillium cataractarum
Lineage: Eukaryota; Fungi; Ascomycota; Eurotiomycetes; Eurotiales; Aspergillaceae
Product: RING finger and CHY zinc finger domain-containing protein
Exons: 3
Coding region: 1-2223 (740 amino acids)
Biological process (GO): protein ubiquitination; ubiquitin-dependent protein catabolic process
Cellular component (GO): nucleus
Molecular function (GO): ubiquitin protein ligase activity; zinc ion binding
Source: RefSeq, a predicted model, not a curated record
AUGAGCAGCUUUAUCACCUCACUUCUAACUGAGCUCGGGUUCCGCACACGCCUUCCCCGCACCCUCCAACCUCGACCCGAAGCGGAGGCCUCAUCGAACGGACAGACGUACGCGCCUUCGAACCAAACCGGUGAUUCCUCGAGUCUUGAGAUUGGCAAAGAUCUUGGGGUAAUAGAUCAGACCAGCGGAGAUGCAGGAAAUUUGCCUGCGCCUCCCUUCUUUACAACCUUACCGAAAGAGAUGGAUGGCCGAAUCCCAGAGCCGGAGGGCAGUCGACUAGCGCCUCAUCAUGCUCAAAUUGCCGACAACCAACCCAUACCGGUGACCAACACCCACCCGAAUGGCCCUAUCACGCGAAAUGAUAGCUCCGUACUUUCAGCGGCCUUGGAGGGACAGAGACCCGAGCAGGGUGGGACAUUGGGGCAACAGGCGCCGCCAUUGGGCACAGAUAUGGGUCUGAGACAGGACGGCGUCGGGCAAUCACCAACCGGUGCAUUGAAUAUUGAUGAACUCGGCCAAAAGUCACUGCCAGCGGAUGAUGGAAUGGGUUGGCUAAGGAAGAAGAUCCACGCUAUUCGGGAUCUGGACCUCAACAAUAACGAGAAGGCCCGCAUGGUCCACGAGUUGAUGACAGAGAGCUACAAUUCUUCUCGAACCUUACCACCAGUCUCUCCCUCAAUGCUUUCGCCAAUGCUGAGCUCCCCGGGUGUAGGCCAUCCCGUUAGUUCUCCCACUUCGGAGAUGAGACAACUUUCAGAUCCAACACCGACGAGCCCCACAUUUCCAACGUCGAUCCCCCAAUAUGAAACUCAGUUCUCACUUACCCCCGAUGACUUACGACCAACAUACGUUCCAAAAGUUGAGCCCGAAUCGCCAGUAGCUGAAGCUGUUGAUGCUGCCGACGAGGAUCCGGAUACGGAAGAAUGCGACGAAGCGAUCUUAGGUUGCCAGCACUAUCAUCGAAAUGUCAAGUUGCAGUGCCAUACUUGCAAAAAAUGGUACACCUGCCGAUUCUGUCACGACGCUGUCGAAGAUCAUCCUCUAAUUCGCCGAGACACUGAGAAUAUGCUAUGUAUGAUGUGUGGACAUGCUCAGCCUGCGGCACAGAACUGCAGACAGUGCGACGAGCAGACUGCCCAGUACUACUGCGAUAUUUGUAAGCUCUGGGACAAUGACAGCAAGAAGAGCAUAUAUCACUGUUACGACUGUGGGAUUUGUCGAAUUGGUCAGGGACUCGGAAAGGAUUUCUUCCACUGCAAGACAUGCUCCGUUUGCUUGCCUAUCUCAAUCGAAGACACUCAUAGAUGCAUUGAAAGAUCAACCCAGUGCGAUUGUCCCAUUUGCGGAGAUUACAUGUUCACCUCUCCAGAAACCGUGGUCGUGAUGCGAUGUGGACAUAGUCUUCAUCACAAGUGUCUCUCGGAGUAUUCAAAAACAUCGUUCCGCUGUCCAAUCUGCAGCAAGACUAUAACGAACAUGGAGUCGACCUUCAGAAAUCUGGAUCGCACGAUCGAGAGCCAACCGAUGCCCGCUGCAUUUAAGGACACGAAAGGUCUCAUAUAUUGUAAUGAUUGUGGGGCCAAAUCCGUCGUCAAGUACCACUGGUUGGGCUUGAAAUGUGACCUGUGUGAAUCAUAUAAUACCGCGCAACUUCGGGUUCUGCAAGGGGGAGACAUUACUGAAGUGCUCGAGGAGGAAGGCGUCGGAGAACUCGCGUCUCGCCCGCGCUCAGCAUCUUUAAACCCGGACGGGGAACCUGCAACCUCAUUGGCAGCGUUGCAUCUUAACACAAAUCCUGCUUCUUCACGCUUGAGCGUUCCGUUAUCUGUCGGCGCUGGCGAUGACAGGCGGUUUGUCUCUUAUAAUAUGACUCAUGGGCGUGCCAUUUCGCCGGUGGUUAGCAAUUACUUUGGUUUACCCACUGAGCGUGAGUCGGAGAAGCCGUCCUCGUUGCCUUUCUUCGGUGGCGCAUCCCGCACUGAAGGUGAAACGGAGUACGGCGCAUUGAAUUUCCUGAGCAAAAAGCUUCGUGAUCGAUAUGGAUUCCUGGCAGGUGAUGCGACAACCGCCGAGGCCGCCUCAUCAGCAAUUGAUGAGGAUGAGGAUGACGAAGAAGACGAUGACGUGGAGUCUUCAGACUCUUCAGACACAGAUGAAGAAGAGAAUGACGAGGAUGACGAUGACGACGGAGGGGAAUAUAUCGACCUUUUUGGCCAUCGAUGA